This is a messenger RNA of Emys orbicularis (European pond turtle), 1443 nucleotides long. It is a transcript of the gene POLD3, whose product is annotated as DNA polymerase delta 3, accessory subunit. Gene Ontology annotation, molecular function: DNA-directed DNA polymerase activity. The coding region runs from base 40 to 1443 and encodes 467 amino acids. Gene Ontology annotation, cellular component: nucleus; delta DNA polymerase complex. The record is from RefSeq and is a predicted model, not a curated record. The transcript has 14 exons. NCBI's taxonomy places the organism in Eukaryota, Metazoa, Chordata, Testudines, Emydidae. Gene Ontology annotation, biological process: DNA replication; nucleotide-excision repair, DNA gap filling; DNA strand elongation involved in DNA replication.
GAUCCGCGCGGGAAGCGGCCCGGCCGGCGCCCCGGCACCAUGGAGGACGAGCUCUACCUGGAGAACAUCGACGAGUUCGUCACCGACCAGAACCGCAUCGUAACGUACAAAUGGCUGAGCUUCACCCUGGGGGUUCAUGUCAACCAGGCUAAGCAGAUGCUGUAUGACUAUGUAGAAAGGAAGAGAAAGGAGAAUUCAGGAGCUCAACUCCAUGUCACCUAUUUAGUGGCAGGAAAUCUCAUUCAGAAUGGACACAUUUGCCACAAGGUUGCAGUAGUGAGAGAGGAUAAACUGGAAGCAAUGAAGUCUAAGCUAGCCACAAUUGCUAGUGUGCAUGUCUACAGCAUUCAGAAAGCCAUGCUGAAGGACAGCGGGCCCCUCUACAAUACCGACUAUGAUAUCGUCAAGACAAACCUGCAGAACUGCAGCAAGUUUAGUGCCAUUCAGUGUGCUGCUGCAGUCCCCAGGACGUCAGCUGAAGUUUCUCAAGUUCAGACGUCUGCACAGGCUGAUUCUCAGACAUCAAAUGACACACAUGCUGUCAAUGUGCCUACAAUCAAUGGUCAUGUCUCAUCAACUGCUAAACAGCCCUCCCCUCAGCCCAAAGGCAUCAUGGGAAUGUUUGCUACAAAAUCAGCUUCCAAAUCCCAAGACACAAAUAAAGAAACUAAACCAGAGUCCAAAGAGACAACAGUUGCAACUACAGUAAGCAGCAAAGUUCCACCCAAAGGGAAUGCAAUGAGCAACUUUUUUGGAAAAGCUGCCAUGAAUAAGCUUAAAGUCAGCUCUGAGUGUGAACAGCCAAAGGAAGAAAAAACAGUAGCCAAGCCCUCAGUUUCGGUAAUGGAACCAAAAUCACCCCCCAGUGCAGCAGUGGAGAAACCUGGGAAGAAAAUGGAGCCUGUGAAAAUUCAGCAAAAGGACAAAAGAAGAGCGAAGAGGAUGGAUAUGUCAGAUAACGAGGAGAAAGAGGAUGAAAAUCUGAAGAAAAAGAGGAGGCGAAUCAAACGACCUCAGUCUGACAGCAGUGAAGAUGAAGUCAGCAGUGACUCUCCGCCAGCAUAUGUCUCCGUAUCUCCCACACCUCAAGAAGCUAACCCCCCCUUGCCUUCUCCAGAGCCUGCACUGAAGAUAGAACUAGAACCAGCAACCAUUGAGGCUUCGACAGGAGGGAAGAAGCGAAAACGGAAGCGCGUGCUGAAAUCCAAAACGUUUGUGGAUGAUGAAGGCUGCAUGGUAACUGAAAAGGUUUACGAGAGCGCAUCCUGUACAGAUAGUGAAGAGGAAUUCAUCAAAUCCAAGCUGCCAGCUGCACACAGUCAGUCCACGGCCGCUGUGAAGAAAGAACCCAAGGAGGAUCGGAAGAGCCUGAAGAAAGGGGCAGCCACAGCCAGCAAAGCCAACAAACAAGUCUCCAUCAUGGGCUUCUUCCAGAAGAAAUGA